This is a messenger RNA of Photinus pyralis (common eastern firefly), 1044 nucleotides long. Its product is annotated as farnesol dehydrogenase-like. The record is from RefSeq and is a predicted model, not a curated record. Bases 15 to 848 code for a protein of 277 amino acids. NCBI's taxonomy places the organism in Eukaryota, Metazoa, Arthropoda, Insecta, Coleoptera, Lampyridae. The transcript is spliced from 4 exons.
GCGUCAAUUCAUUUAUGAGGAUAUUUACAAUUGUAAUUAUGCAUUAUCAUCAUAAGGUCGACAUAUUUUCAUAUCCUAAGUGUAGACAUUUCAACGGGGCCGGAAUCAUGAAUCGCUGGUAUAAUAAAGUUGCUGUGGUCACUGGAGCCAGUUCAGGAAUAGGCGCCGCCACCGUGAGCAAAUUGGUGGAUUCAGGUUUGAGGGUGGUAGGUCUGGCGAGACGUAAAGAACGGCUGACGGCACUUCAGAAAACCUUGGAGGGAAGAGCGGGUACAUUUUUUCCAAUUGUAGCAGACGUAAGCAAGGAGCAAGACGUCUUGGAUGCUUUUAAUUGGGUAACACAAAACGUUGAUGUUAUCCACGUAUUGGUAAAUUGCGCCGGAGUAAUGCCAACAAGUAGUCUGUUGGAUGGUGAAACAAGUCAAUGGAAGGAGAUUCUUGACACCAACCUUCUGGGGAUGUGUAUAACGACAAGAGAGGCAAUCAAAAUUAUGAGGGAGAAUAAGAUUGAUGGGCACGUAGUGCACAUAAAGAGCGUUGGAGGACAACGCGUUCCGUGCUUACCAGACCUUAGUGUCUAUCCCGCUUCGAAAUUCGGUGUCACAGCGCUGACUGAAACUUUACGUCAGGAGUUGAACGCCAUUGGGAGCAAGAUAAAAAUUUCGAGUGUUAGUCCCGGUGUCGUCAACACGGAGCUUGUGCCGGAAGGCAAAUUGCUCAAUAUUAUAAAGGCGCAAUCGGCUUUACAACCCGAAGAUAUUGCCGAAGCUGUUGCGUAUAUCUUGGGAACACCCCCACAUGUUCAGGUUCACGAGCUUACGAUUAUGCCCCUUGGUCAAACAGUUUGAAAUCUAUGUCUACUGCACCCUAAAAAAGUAAGCUCAUGGGAGCUUUAGUGUAUAGACGAGAUUGUAUGUACUAAAGGUCGGUUGUGUUAAUUGUAGCGUACCUAGCUAUGGUGAAUGUUGUUUAGAAAAAUAAUAAUUUUGAAUGUUUCUGUAAGAAACUUCAUACCAAUUACCUAUACAUGUUACUAACUCAGAA